UCGUAUUGACCCUUUGUGAGAACAUUGACAAAAUGGCCGCCCGAUUUUAUCAGCUGUAGAAGCAGACCUGUUACUAAAAUGAAAGUUUUCAACAUUAAAUGUCUCUGUAAAAUCAAUUUGUAACCAUAUAACAAUAGAUUUUAUUUAAGAAUAAGAGAAAUGGCAUUUAACGUACAGAAAAGGCCACCGUUGGGAAGUUAUUCACCUUCUCCUCGUAAGGAGGAUGGUGAUAAUAGUUGUGAGUCAGCACACCAUUCAUCUAACAAUGUUGAAGAAACGUCAGCAGGUUCUAGGGAAAAUGGAUUGAAGUUUGAUGGUUCAAGCAUGAGGCGUUACCAAACAGAUAUCAAAGUUGAUCCAGCUGACACCAAAAAGCAGAUACUGUUCAUCCUUUUGAUAUUUGUCACUGCUAUUGGAGUUUUGGCAUUUGUAUAUCUGAAGUUUCCAAACAUGAGUCUUGCUGAUAAGGAAAAAUUCAAACUUCCUAAGAAUCUUGAUGAUGCAAAAGAUCUUGGUAGAGUCUUGUCAAACUACAAAGAUGAGUUUUUCCUCCAAGUUGUUCUGGGCUUCAUGGCAACAUAUAUUUUCCUAAAUGCAUUUGCCAUUCCGGGAUCAAUAUUCUUAAGCAUUUUGUCAGGGUUCCUGUUUCCCUUACCUUUAGCAUUAUUUCUAGUCUGUUUGUGCACAAGUGCUGGUUCUUCACUCUGCUACAGUCUUUCUUCAAUAGUUGGAAAAAAAUUGGUACAAAAGUAUUUUCCAGAACGCAUCAAGGAAUGGAAAAAACACGUAGACCAUCAUCGACAGGAUCUGCUGCACUACAUCAUCUUCCUUAGAAUAACACCAUUUUUACCUAACUGGUUCAUAAAUAUCACAUCGCCAGUUUUAGAUGUCGCUCUUUGGCCUUUUUUUCUUGGUACAUUCAUUGGUGUGGCGCCCCCGUCAUUUGGCUACAUCAGUGCUGGAUUUGAACUGUACGAACUCACAACUACGGGUGACGCACUCUCUUUUAAGUCAAUUACCCUUGUGGUUGUUGCAGCUGUUGUUUCACUUUUACCCGUGAUUUUUCGCAAAAAGAUGCAAGAGAAAUUGGAAUAGAUGAUACACUCAUUUGGAAUAGAUUUGCAUUUAUUUAACACAUUUGCAUUGAAUAUUCUAUACUGCAUAAAUUUCGACAUCUUUAAGUAUAAAACUUUUAGAUAAACUCAAUCGCAUCCAUAUAUUUUGUUUGAGAGACUCAUUAAAAUAUGUAAUAUCUUU
This is a messenger RNA of Rhopilema esculentum, 1257 nucleotides long. Its product is annotated as transmembrane protein 41B. Lineage: Eukaryota; Metazoa; Cnidaria; Scyphozoa; Rhizostomeae; Rhizostomatidae. The record is from RefSeq and is a predicted model, not a curated record. Gene Ontology annotation, cellular component: endoplasmic reticulum membrane. Gene Ontology annotation, biological process: autophagosome assembly.